AUGGAUCUUAGAAUAGAUGAUCAAGCACGCAUACGGCAUCGUUCCAAUUUGGUUACGACUAUUUCUGCCGUCACCGUUCGGAGCAUCGCUUUGCAGCAGUUUGAUCUUGUUGAAGCUAAGCAGGCAGACCUAGUGAGACAACGGGACGAUAAACUACUUGCAAAGGAAGCUUCAAACAGUUUGCAUUCACUCUCUCAAGAGAAGAUCGACUCAGAUCUUGUACUAGCUUGGAUUGAUAUCUCUUUAAACUACGUGAACAUUCUCAAAUUUCUUUCCGACAACCAUUACUUUGACAGCGGGAAACAAAGAGAAAUAUUGGUCGAAUUAUACUGCUACAACUACAUAGUUCUUCACUAUGUAUUUCCCAAUUUAAAGAUGUGCCACGAAGAUCUGCUGAUGGUUGAGAAUCUAAGUCAACUGUCACAGCAGUUUAUCAUUACCCCUAGUUACAAACAAGAUCUCCAAGUGCUUGUUAAGAUUUGUGAUGAACUGAUUGAUCCUAGAAAGCUCAAGUCCACUCCUUCCGAUUAUUAUCCUACCGAGGAUGACACUUCUUCCAUACCUACAGGUGAAGUUACCUGCAUAACAGUGGAUGAGAUCUCAAAAUUACUCGAAGACGAACUGAUAUUGAUUGAUCUGCGAGAAUUUAAGGAGUUCAUUAGGAGUGUAACUACUCCGGGCUUUACCUUGUCCAUAGUGAAUGUUGAUCCUAAACUUGUUAUGCGUUCGUUGAACUUUGGACAGGUUUUAGAUGGCAUGAGAACGGGGAAUAUUGACUCUUUCAGGAAGAUGACUGGCAUGAGGACCUAUGCUUACGUCAUUUAUUAUUCGGGGAAUCGCCAGGCAACUAAUUUAGAAAGGAAGUUUGAUUCCUUACUUAAGGCUUAUCUUUUGAACUUUUCUACUCAGGUCUUUUGGCUCCAAGGAGGCUAUUCGUCCCUUGAGUCGAUGCGAGGUAAGGAAAAUAUUUCUAACACAUUCGAUAGAAAGCUAUCAUAUUCUGACACUUUUGAUGAAUAUACUAAGCAGGCUUCUUUGACUGUACCAGCACCCGCUCCUUUGGAGAUGCCUCCGAUUCCACAGGGUUUACAGCAGCAGCGGCAACAACAACAACAACAGAGGGUCUUCAAUCAGUCGCCUCAAGUACCUCAUCCCUCGACAUUGAUACCAGUGGGUUCUGUAGGAUAUACAGGAUCUAUGGGACCUCCCAUUGUUCCGUUGGUUGGCCUCUACAAUUACGGAAGCACUUGUUACGUGAACUCGAUGCUUCAAUGCUUAUUUACUACUUCCUACUUCCGUAACUUGUUCAUGAAUAAGGACAAGUUCAUGACAAUUCUAAGGAACGAAAAGAACUCUCUAUCGUUGUCUUUCCAUCAGCUUUUUGUGGACUUCUUCCAGGCUAAUGGAUAUUAUGUGGUGAAACCCGGAAGGUUUCUUAGACAGUGCUCGAAUUUGAAGCCUAAUUUCAAUAUUCCCUACGAACAGCAAGACACUUCUCAAUUUUUGUACUUCCUUAUGGGAAGAUUACAUGAUGAACUAAAAAUAGAAGAUACACCUAGAAACAGGGAAGUGUUUAGUACGAGAGAUAAUGAGACAGAUCCAUUUUCAAUGUAUUCUACUAGAAAUGAAUACAGAAAAUGGCAUGACUCGAUGAUGAAGAACGAAGGCGUGUCACCAAUAAAUGGAUUGUUCCAGAUUCAGCAGGAAACCUGCCUGAAGUGUGGUAGAUGCGGAUACAAAUCGUUCAAUUAUGAUUAUAGCUCGAUGAUGCAUCUCAAUCUCAACGGAAAGGAGUAUCAUUUGAACGAUCUUAUUAUGAAGAAUCUUACAGUGGAAGAAAUCAGUGAAAGAUUGGGGAACGCAUGGAACUGUCCUGCAUGUGAAAAGAUGGCUAAGAAGCUAAAGUUCCUAGAGAGUCGUUGUAUGGAUAACAUGGAGAUGGAGAGUGACAAUUCGAACGAUUCUGAGUCGUCUUCAGGAAGAAAGAGGAACUUCCUCAAGUUAAAUCGGAAGGAAAAUCCUAAAAAUAGGCAAUCUGGCUACUUGGAGGCUACAAGGAAUCCCGAGUCAUUGGAUGGCAGAGAAAAAGAAGAAUACUCAAAGCUCAAGUCUGUGCUUUCUAAACCUAGCAUUGCGUUCAGAUCAACUGCUUUCAUCAAGCUUCCAAAAGUACUCAUCAUAUAUUUGGCAAAGUUUGAUCUUUACCAGAACAAAUUGAACAACAUCAAUCUUAAAUUCCCGAAAACGUUGAAAUUUAAGCUUUAUAGGAAUGGAGAGGGGGUCAACUAUCAGUACAAGUUGAUUUCAUGGAUCGAUCAUUUAGGAAAUUCGAUAACUUCGGGUCAUUACACGGCGGUUAUCAGUAGGGAAAAUCGCUGGUUUUAUUGCGACGAUGAGAAUAUCAGGGGAGUUAACUACGAUUCUGUGAACGAAAUAGGAGAUCCGGACGCAUAUGUGUUAUUCUAUGGUUUGAGAUAG
This is a messenger RNA of Brettanomyces nanus, 2478 nucleotides long. RefSeq lists its product as uncharacterized. The coding region runs from base 1 to 2478 and encodes 825 amino acids. The transcript has 2 exons. Gene Ontology annotation, molecular function: cysteine-type deubiquitinase activity. Lineage: Eukaryota; Fungi; Ascomycota; Pichiomycetes; Pichiales; Pichiaceae. Gene Ontology annotation, biological process: protein deubiquitination. The record is from RefSeq and is a predicted model, not a curated record.